Messenger RNA from Dreissena polymorpha, 2834 nucleotides. Its product is annotated as hemicentin-1-like. Gene Ontology annotation, cellular component: cell-cell junction. The record is from RefSeq and is a predicted model, not a curated record. Gene Ontology annotation, molecular function: cell adhesion molecule binding. The coding region runs from base 171 to 2834 and encodes 887 amino acids. The transcript has 10 exons. Lineage: Eukaryota; Metazoa; Mollusca; Bivalvia; Myida; Dreissenidae. Gene Ontology annotation, biological process: cell-cell adhesion.
CUUUUCAUAAACCUGCAAGUUAAAUAUAGGAAGUUGUUUACUCCAUCUCCUUAUUGAUAUUUAAAAUGUAUAGGUCGAAACAUGUGUGUUAAAUAAAAACAAAUUAAGAUUCAAAAGUUUCAUAUUUUGUAAAAUAAUGGUUUUGCUUGAGUAUUCGAUUUACGAUAAAGAUGUUUAACUUAAUUUUAGUGAGUAUAUUUUAUCGUUGGACUAUUCGGGAUAUAAGUGCAGCCAAUCCGGUAUUGACAUCCAAUGCAACAUUUGUGACGAUCAAUGAAGUUGUACAAUUAACAUGCAAACACACGUCCGAAAAUAUUGUUGAUUGGUGGAUCAAACCCAAUAACACUAGUAGCUUUACAAACAUCCUAUCUACCGGUUUCGUUGGAGAAGCUUGUAAACAUAUUCCUGUGAAGUUACCUGAUACAUUGAUUACCUGUGAGUGCACAGCAGCAACCGCAUUCACAUGUACACUAAAAGCCAUAACGCAAGCUAAUUACGAUGACAAGUGGAAAUGUUCAAUUAGUGGCCAAAAUUCGCAAAGCGUAUUCAGCAAUGAAAUAGCAAUAACUGAAGCAGUUUCAGUGAAAUAUGUAACGUUGACACCAGCUCAGCCUCAAAUGUACGUCCUUCAGAACGUGGUAAUCAGCUAUGUCCGCUGUAUAUCAUCAGUAGGACGUCCAGCAUCAAGCAUCACUUGGUACUUGGAUAACAAAACUCCUUCUGACUACAGCGAUGAUGUGAGCCUUACUGGGUAUAGCAGCAGUUCAACAAUGGCUGAUGUGACGACAAGCAAUCUAACUUUGACGCCUACCAGUAACUAUAAUGAUGCAAGAAUCUACUGUAAUGUAUCGAACGGAUACGGACAGAUCAUGUCCAGUACGACUCUGAAAAUCAAUAUUUUGAUUUAUCCAACUAAGCCGACAAUAAUGCACAACACGGUAUUGGUACCAACAAGUGUCUCUGCAAUACAAAACAGUACUAUAACGCUAGAAUGUCAAUCCUCUGGCAAUCCGGUGCCGAGCAUUACGUGGACCUUAUUUAACGGUUCCAAAAUUAGCAGCUCGGUCAUUCCAUUUAAAGUUGCAACAAGUAACAACAAAGAACAAAUAGUUUGCAAAGCCACCAGUCUUUUGGAUCCAACGAAUGGAUCCAGGCAAUUAGCUGAAAAUACAACAGCGUUAACUGUGAAUAUUUUAUUUCCUCCUGUGGCGCCAAAGUUAACGUUUCACACGUGUGCAACGUAUUCCCAAACUAAUCGUCUUACGCUUAUCCGAAGUCAUUCCGUCUCGGGCAUAUGUACUUCUAAGAGUGAACCGGGUUCCAAGGUUUACUGGACACCUAUCAAUACUGAAAAUGGUGAUGGCUUCUUAAUCACCAACGUCAGUAGAUACCACAUUGGCAAUUACACUUGCAUAGCCAAUAAUGAAAUGAACACAACAUUUGGUGGUAUUAUCAACGGAACAAAUCAGUCCAGUUUUUAUCUAGACGUCUUAGCACCCGCAGAAGCUCUGUUCAUUGGCAAUUUUACGGUUUUAUUGAACGCAACGUUAUCAGUUACUUGCCCCUACAAGCCUGGAAACCCAGCGGAGACGAGAUUCACGUGGUUCCACGCCAAUACCUCAGCAAUUGGAACUCAUCAAAACCUGUCUUUAUCUAAUGUGCAGCUCGCAGGCGAAGGCUACUACAAAUGCAGAGUCAACAACACUAUGGACCCUACGGGAUGCACCGCCGAGGAGGGAUACGAUGAAACAACAUUUUUCGUGGAUGUGCAAUAUCCUGCUAAGAUACGUAGAUUUUCUGCCGACGGGUCAGUUUUCGCGUCUAGUGUUACUAUCAACGAAAGUCAGACUGUGACGCUACUCUGUGAAGCUGACAGCGACCCUUUAGCAACACUCGAAAUCGUAAAUUUUACAAAAAGUGAUGAGCGCUUAUUGGUGGAAGCGCACAAUAACACAAUAUUCUAUCGCGUGGUGAAUGCGCGAUGUGAAUUUGAUAUGGGAGUCUACCAAUGUAAAGGAAAGAACAUCCAUAAUGCAGUUCAACAGGUUCGAGAAAUAGAGAUCAGAAUAGCAUGUUCUCCAAGACCUUCACCAUUUACGACACCAAUUACCACAGCAUAUAGAAGAAGAAAUUCAUCAGCUAUAUUAUCGUUCACUAUCGUGGCCUAUCCUCCCCCAAAUGAUGCUUCAGUAUAUGUUUGGCGUAAGCAGGUAGAUGGUGAAUGGGUAACACUGCUCAAUAACAACAGGUUUCAAAUUCGUUUAUCAAACGACAGUCUGCAGACAAACCUCUCCAUAUCGCAACUACAAAUUGACGAUUUUACAAACUAUUCGGUCCGUGUGAACAAUCAAGUUGGAUCUACAGAGCAAACAUUUGUCAUUCGAGCAACUGAGCAGCCAUCUGUGCCACAACAACUUCUUGUCGUCGAUGCCAUGGUGACUGAAAGUUCCGUCACAGUUAAAUGGACACCUGGAUUUAAUGGGGGUGAAGACCAAUGGUUCGUGAUCGGUUACAAAAAGGCAGCAGAUGAAUUUUGGACUUAUAUAAACGUUUCUUCAACAGUUACUCAAUUGAGUAUUGGGGACUUAGUUGCGGGUACCAAGUAUGAAGUUAAAAUGUAUGCAGAGAAUAUAAUUGGCAAAUCGGAUGAGACUACUUCAUUUAGUGUGACAACAAAGUCUGUUAUUUCAGAUAACGGAUCGUCUCCAUCUGUCGGAGCUGCAGUAGAUCUAAAUCUUUGGUGCGAUACUUCGAAAUACUGGAACCAUGCAUUGAUCACAGUGAGGGCACAGUGUUUGGCAUACUUUGAUGGGGCGAUCAAUACCGUGCUGUAA